This is a messenger RNA of Mirounga angustirostris (Northern elephant seal), 2123 nucleotides long. It is a transcript of the gene DIO3, whose product is annotated as iodothyronine deiodinase 3. Lineage: Eukaryota; Metazoa; Chordata; Mammalia; Carnivora; Phocidae. The record is from RefSeq and is a predicted model, not a curated record. Gene Ontology annotation, biological process: thyroid hormone metabolic process. Gene Ontology annotation, molecular function: thyroxine 5'-deiodinase activity. The transcript has a single exon.
GCCCUCGGCCCGUGAUUUCUAAAGCAUUGGCCGCGCCGCCGGGUGAUCCCUCCGGGCUCAAGUUGCAAGGGGGCGGGCCCGGCGCGGAGGUGGAGUCUCCCGCCAAUUGAAGCCUCGGCUAUAAAUCGAGCUCCCCGCACAGCCAAAGCCCAGAUGCCUCGCCAGGCCGCCCCGCGGUUGGUGGUGGGAGAAGGUGGCGGGUCCCAGGGGGCUUCGGGGGCUGCAGCCACCAUGCUCCGCUCCCUGCUGCUUCACUCCCUGAGGCUCUGCGCCCAGACGGCCUCGUGCCUCGUGCUCUUCCCGCGCUUCCUCGGCACCGCCUUCAUGCUCUGGCUCCUCGACUUCCUGUGCAUCCGCAAGCAUUUCCUGGGCCGCCGCCGCCGGGGUCAGCCCGAACCCGCAGUGGAGCUCGACAGUGACGGCGAGGAGGUGCCCCCGGACGACCCGCCUGUCUGCGUGUCCGAUGACAACCGCCUGUGCACGCUGGCGUCGCUGAAGGCCGUGUGGCACGGCCAGAAGUUGGAUUUCUUCAAGCAGGCGCAUGAGGGCGGUCCAGCUCCCAACUCCGAGGUGGUCCUGCCCAAUGGCUUCCAGAACCAGCACAUCCUUGACUACGCGAGAGGGAACCGCCCGCUGGUUCUCAAUUUCGGCAGCUGCACCUGACCACCGUUCAUGGCGCGCAUGAGCGCCUUCCACCGCCUGGUCACUAAGUACCAGCGCGACGUCGACUUCCUCAUCAUCUACAUCGAGGAAGCUCACCCCUCGGACGGCUGGGUCACCACAGACUCCCCCUACAGCAUCCCGCAGCACCGAAGCCUGGAGGACCGGGUCAGCGCGGCACAGGUACUGCAGCAAGGAGCGCCCAGCUGCUCUCUUGUCCUGGACACCAUGGCCAACUCCAGCAGCUCGGCCUAUGGGGCCUACUUCGAGCGCCUCUACGUCAUCCAGAAUGGCACUAUUAUGUACCAGGGCGGCCGCGGCCCCGACGGCUACCAGGUGUCUGAGCUGCGCACCUGGCUGGAGCGCUAUGAUGAGCAGCUGCACGGCGCUCAGCCACGUCGAGUGUAAACAAUCAGUGGGCAGUUGACUGAACUUGGCGGGCGAUGUCUUCGAGCCUUCGAAGCCCACGUGCAAACGCCCCCCCAAACAAGUCAGGUUUGCGGAGGGCCCAAUGACACAGCUGUGCUGAGCCGGGAUCGCUGGCUGAGUCUGGGCCCUCAGCCAAGCCACCUGAAAAUUCUCCCUCGCCUCCCUGGACUCUGUUGCUGUGACUGUCCCUCACCUGUACCUGCCUGGCUGGCUCGAAAUCCCUUUCUGAGUGUGGAUGCGAUGCCAACCUUGCCUGGGUCCUCCCCUCCCCCCACGUGUCCCCGCAGAGGCCCCUGCCUCUCUCACGCCCCCUCCGCAGAGAGAAGAGCCAGUGUGCCUUCAGCCAGGCGCAGAGAGACUUCGGCCACGCCCGCGCACCCUGAGCGCAGCUGGGCUCCCGCAGCGCCUGCCGCUCGCCCUAGUUGCCUGGCACCCUACACACCUGUCGUUCGCAGGGAGGGGAUGCCCCGCUGCUUUUGUGUCUAUUUCUUGUCCCUGAGUUGGGGGUGGGGGCUUGGGAUGGGGAAGGGUGGGCAGGGUUGUUUCCCCCCCUUAUUUUGGGUGCUCACGAGCCCCACUGCUGAUGACGAGCUGUCUCUAACUGGUCUUGACCACGAGCUGGUUCUGAACUGCAGGGGGGCUUGCAGCAGCGCCUAAAACGAGAGAGGGAAAGUACUCUGGGUUUCCGUGAGGAGACCGCCAUAAAGGGGGUGAAAGAGGGCGGCUGGGGGUACUGUUUCGGGACCAGAGGAAGCCGGCUUGAGAGGCACUGGUGAGGUUCGCAGCGCCCCAGGGAGAAGGAAGAGGCCCGGGCUCCUGGGAAACGGGGUGUGGGUGGAGGAGUCCGCGGGAAGAGAGGUGAGGGGGGAGAGCCUGGAGACCCCGAGUGAGGGGUCUCCUCGGCAGAGCUGCCGACUGUGGGGCCAGGAAGUGGGAAGCCCCUGAUUCGAAGGCCAUUUUUGAGUGUUUUGCUGGAAAUACUCUGUAUAUAAACUUCUUUUACGCUACCAUAAUAAAAGCUUGAAGUAAACUGC